Messenger RNA from Diaporthe batatas, 3450 nucleotides. RefSeq lists its product as uncharacterized. The transcript is spliced from 2 exons. Gene Ontology annotation, cellular component: RNA polymerase I core factor complex. Gene Ontology annotation, biological process: nucleolar large rRNA transcription by RNA polymerase I. The coding region runs from base 108 to 3314 and encodes 1068 amino acids. Gene Ontology annotation, molecular function: RNA polymerase I transcription regulatory region sequence-specific DNA binding; RNA polymerase I general transcription initiation factor binding. The record is from RefSeq and is a predicted model, not a curated record. NCBI's taxonomy places the organism in Eukaryota, Fungi, Ascomycota, Sordariomycetes, Diaporthales, Diaporthaceae.
CACGAAUUUGCUUACAACGCUUUUCUUGGAAGUUUGUAUUGCCUUGGACUUCGCUAUGCAUACUUCAACCUCAAAUUUAAUGUCCAGUUCGAAUACCAACAAAGCUUAUGGCUGACCCCAGCCCCGAGUCAGAUCGUGGUGGGCGUUACCGCGUGGCUCAAAACAAAAUAUCCGACAAGAUUGAAAUUCACCGUGUGAACGAGGUCUUACUCGGCCAUGUGGGCCAAGUCUCAUACCAUUCUGUGCGUGACGAGGAUGCAGACAUAGGGGAACUGGGCUUCAAUCGGGUAGUCGAAAACCCACCAUCAUUUCAGCAAUUGCUGCCCUCUGAGCAAUGCUUUGCCCCAACGAGGGCGCGGCCUGAUCUCUCACACGGAAGCACCUUCCAGGAUACCAAGUCUCAAAAGUACUGGCUGCUCAAGACCCAUCCAGAGGCUUACCUCGGAAACGUCAAUCUCAAAGAGACCAUAUCGGAGCAGCUCCGUGCGUCACGAUCGGGUGAUGAUGGCGUGGGAGGCCAACUGGGUUCAGUCCUCGCCGUUGGCGAGAUCUCAGACUUAAGAAGCACGUCCCAUCCGAAGCCAUGCCCGGCCGUGGCGAUGGCGGCCGGCGAAGGUGGCCAUGUUCUUCGGGUCUCCAUGAUCGCCUUGGAAAGAUGGUCGUGGUCCGGGUCAUCUCUACCGAUAGGGGCAACUCAGUCACAGUUUCAUGGAACGUGGAGCAGCGACGGAUCCUCCAUUUCUAAAAUUCAGUUCGCUACUAAGCCGAGACAACAUGACCCAAUCCGAUGGCUCGUCGCUCAAAAAUCAACGUCAACAACGAUUUUUCAACCAGAGAUUCGUGCGAAGCCUACAACUAGCGUGGCGCAUAGAGCGAUAUUGGACGACGCAGAACUGCAGCACAUCAGACUGGACCCUAUUGUUACACUGACCAAAGAUGUCACUGGAGGAAAUGCUCACUCUGACUUCUCGAUCAACGUUGGCUCAGAAACCGAGGCACCACAAAUUGCGAUUGUAGACAUGUCUGGGAACUGGUCGGUCUGGUUCCUCGAUAGCCAGGGCCAUCAAUACGGGGGAGGCGGCGUCUACACAGCCGUCCCCAAGAGCAGAGGAAGCUUCGAGCUUCCACUAUUGUCUCGGCCCUCCGAUCAAUUGCGCCACGCAGGAAAUCAUUUCAGGGUCUCCUGGGUCUGCAAGUCGGCAAAAGAUGAUGACUGGGAGCGAGAGAGCACCCCAUCGGAGGCCGCUGGCUCAAGAUCCCGGCCACUGCAGACUGACUACCUCACCGGCCAUGUUGACUCCAGCCAAAAGUACGAUGGGCUACUCAUCUGCGACAGCAGUGGCAUCCUCAUUUUGGACACUGAGGUAUUCAAAACUUAUUCACAUCUUGACUUCUCGAGGCGUCCCACCGCCGGCACGCUACUUGAAGCGCAAUCUAUCGAAGGAUGUCCGAACAAUGUUCUGGUUCUCACCACAGAACAGCUCUACGUGCUAAACAUAAGCAGUAUUGAAGACGAGGAACCAAGAAAACCGAACGUGCUUGUCUCAUCCCCACACUUCAGAGGCAAGGACAAACAAGCUUUGAAAAUGUCUGUGGCGAGAUUGCGGUCUUCUGCUGAAAGCACAGUUUCCCUCGUGCUGGUCUAUUCCAAUCAAAAUUCUCGUGUGCAGCUAUUUUGCCUGACAAUAUCCUCUCGAGAUGGGAGUGCAAGCUUUCAUCACCAGGUGGUGCACUUCCCAGGCUUGCGCACCAGCCUGGGUGAGCUUGCAGGAUUCGCAUCUAUAUAUGCAGUGCCUCUACGACGCUCUCUAUCAAUGGGCCGUCGUCGUGCAGGAAGCCAGGCCAUUGGUGCAUACAUGGAUAGCCACGAUACGCAAACAUUCCAGCUUUUUGGGCUGGGGAUCGACAUGAGUCUAAGCUCAUCAGUUGUCGCCAUUACAACCAGAGCUUCCCAGUGGCUCAGAAGGCCCGAAACAUCGGCAAAAGCCAAGCGAGAUGACACGAAGUGGAGGACAUCAUUGAGGAAGAGAGUGCUUCGAGAGGCCGCGGAUGCCCUCAUUGUUCCCGACGCAGUUGAAGAGGUCAAGCAGCUCGGUCGUCAGCGUGUGGCCCAAAACCUCUCGGCCCAAGAAUCGAUCCAGUUGAGAAAGUGGAUGAUCGAGCUCAUGAACGAGAUCAACGCCGGCUUCUUUGGGGCAUGCAGCCUCGGGUCUGAUGACGACAAUAGCGCCGGACCCUUUGGCUCCAUCGAAGACUUGUCAGAGAAACGAGAGUUGUACGAGUCUGUUGCAUUGCAGCCUCUGCUGAGAUUCAAGGACCCAUGGCACGCCCUAGAUAUCGCCAAUUUGGAAGCUCUGUGGAAUCGAGAUCUUGAGCGGCUAAAGAAAUCGAGCGACAUCCAGCUCACCCAUUGUAGUGCAUUUGGACCGACACUUGAUGUCACUGACUUCUUCGAGCGCUUUUCCAUCAAUUGGUCCAGCCGACUAGCAGCUGAAUCUCUAACAGCUACACAAUGGAGAUACAUGCAGCUUGCGCUAGAGAGAAUGGCUGCCGACGUGUACUUGUCAGGGAAGGGCGUCUACAUGGUGCCCCAAACGACCCUGGACCUCGUCUCGAGGACGAAGCCUAGGCUGGAAAGCAGCCAAUCCACAGUUGACGAGCUGUACGAAGAGACGCCAUUUUCCCGCGCUGGGUCAGAGAUGACAUUACCGACGCCUUCAGCAACACCGUCAUCAUCUCGAGCUACCUCGCAAGUUGCGGACUCGGUCGGGACACAGGAUACAGAUGAUGAAUCUGGGAGUGAAGACCCAGCAGUGACCCGCAUGCGCAUGUAUCUACCGUCGGUCAAGUUCAUCCCCCGACCAAAACAAGGCCAAAGCCGAAUUGUGUCUCUGUGGCCUGAACAGAGAGGCAGCGACCCCGCAAAUUACAAGUACUCGCGGCACGGCAAGGGCGCGGAUGGUCUCUCGGAAAGGGCGAGGCGCAGGAGGGAGAAAGAAGAGGAACGGCGGCGCCGGAAGGCCGAGAGAAAAGCACAGCUGGGAAUCAAGCUGGAGGACUUUGGCGACUCAUUCAGUCAGGCGUCUAUACCCGAUGAGAUUCGAUCGAGUCCGCCGCCUCAGCUGUUCGCGAAGAGCCAAGGACAUUCUCAUGGAUUUGGAUUUGGAAGUCAGAGUCAGGCCCAGAGCCAGAGCCAGAGCUUCGGUCCCUUUCAAACAAUGUCGCAGCCGCUUCGGGGUGAGUUCGGGACAAGGACCUCAUUACUGAAGAAAAACAGCAAGGGGAAGCCCAGGGCAAUAUCGGGAUUUAAGUAGGAUUCUCGAUACUGCCUUGGGAGGAGAUUUGAGCAUGCUGGAUAUAACCAUGCAGCAAAAAUGUCUUGGGCACAGUCCAGUUAGUUUUGAUUACACACAAUCACAAUCAGGAAAUCCAUACCCGCUUAGGUUAAAA